UUCGCAGCCCUCUCACCCCACGGCCUGUGGCUGCCUGGGCAUCUCUCCCAGGAAGUGCUGGGGCACCGGUCUCCCCCACGCGACUGCUGAUCUGCAUGGGAAACACCCUGACCUUCUUCUGUCAGGGGGACUUUCCAGGCUAUGGGUGUCUGGUGUCUCCACGUGGAAGAGGUGGGGGAAAGAGGAGUUUCUGAAGAGAACUUUUUGCUCCUCUCUGUCUCAAAAUGCCAGACUCUUGGCUUCUACCCUGGGUACAGGGGGGGAAGUGGCAGGUGGCCUGGCACUGCAUGGAGCCAGCACUUUGACCUCCCUCUCAGCUCUCUGCUCAGGGACGGUGGACAGGUUGCCUACUGGGACACUCUAGGUUGCUGGGUCCAUGGGGAGGAUUGGGGGAGGAGAAGCAGUGCCUUCCCUCUCGUGUGGGGUGGGGGCUCUCUCUUCUUGGUGCCUGCUGUCUUUCUACUUUUUAAUUUAAAUACCCAACCUCUCCAACACAGCUGCAUCCCUGAGAGUGGGAGGGGCUGCAGUGGUAGCUGGGGCUCCCAAGAAUGACGGGAAUGUCAUCUCCAUCUUCACCCUUCAGAGAGCAGUCCUUUCUCUGUGCAGCUGGAGACGCUGGUGAGGAGAGCCGGGUCCAGGUUCUUAAGAAUGAGGUGGGGAGGGGCUCUCCGGUGCUGCUGGGCUGGGUUGAGCAAGCCUACGAAGGUGUGUGUGGACCAUCCGCACCUCCAGCCCCCACCCCACGCUCUUUGUCUCAGCAUGUUAUGUGCAAUGACCUAUUUAAGAUAAACCCAUUCCAACUACAGCAGUUCAGGGCUGAUCCAAGCCCUGCCUCCCUCCUGCUCUGUCCAGGUGGUCUGGACCAUAAACUCAACUUGAGAGGGAAGGCUUGGGGUUGAGGGCUUAUGAUCAGAAAAAAUGAAGAUGGAAGUUUUGGCCGGUGCUCAUUAGACAUGAGUCCUCACUCUGUGUCCUGAGCCCGUGUCAUUCUUCUUCCAACCUUCCUGCCCCCACACACUUAUCCCAGACACAACACCAUGUGGUCUGGAGGUCCCAGUCCCCACCCUAAAAAGGUUAUCCCUGAGAACUCCACCAGACUUGGGAGCCCAAGGGCAGUGCCUGGUGCUGCUCCCAUCUGCCGCCCCCCCUUCUCUCCUGCAAUUGGUUUGUACUCACUGGGCUGUGCUCUCCCUUGUUUACCCGAUGUAUGGAAAUAAAGGCCCUUUUCCUCCUGGC
Molecule: messenger RNA, 1236 nt
Organism: Nomascus leucogenys (northern white-cheeked gibbon)
Lineage: Eukaryota; Metazoa; Chordata; Mammalia; Primates; Hylobatidae
Gene: TIAF1
Product: TGFB1-induced anti-apoptotic factor 1
Source: RefSeq, a predicted model, not a curated record